AUGUACUAAAUAAGAUUUAUAUAGCUUUUCUAUUUCGUAAAUCACUGUUUCUGCGGUCCAGUCGAGCAAGAUGGCUGCUCCGUGUGUCCGUUUCGUUAUUGGCCUGCCAAAUCCAGGAAGAGCUGUCACUGCCGCCAGUAUCAUCACUGCCAAACGUCAUGCCAGUCAAGAUGCACCCCAGAGACCUCCAGUCGGUGGAACAGGAGCAAAGCUCGACACGCUCAAAAGGGGCACUGGGGGCAGAUCCUCCUUCAAUGGUGUUGUUGCAACUGUUUUUGGAGGCUCAGGAUUCUUAGGAGGCUUUAUUGCCAAUAGAUUAGGUAAGAUUGGCACGCAACUUAUACUGCCAUACAGAGGUGAGCUUUACAGCAUCGAGCGACUCAAGAUCUGCGGCGACCUUGGACAAGUUCUAUUUCAUUUCUUUGACCUAAGAGAUGAAAUUUCCCUGGCGAAAGCCAUGAAGUACUCCAACGUGGUCAUCAAUCUCAUUGGCAAGGAGAUCCAGACAAGGAACUUUCCCUUUGACGAAGUCCACGUGAAAGGAGCCCAGCGAAUCGCCCGCAUUGCCCGUGAGAGUGGGGUGCAGAAACUGAUCCACUUCUCUGCACUUAAUGUUGCCGAGAACCCAAAAUCUGUCAUUAAGCCUGGUGGUUCCAAGUUCUUGGCAUCAAAGUGGCUUGGCGAGCAAGUAGUCCGCGAAGAAUUUCCCGAUGCCAUUAUCUUCAGGCCCUCCGACAUGUAUGAGCACACCGACAGAUUUCUCACUUAUUACGCGAGUCCAUUCCGGCGGAACUGGAACUGGAUUCCACUGUGGAAGAGGGGGAAAGGAGUCUACAAGCAGCCGGUGUUUGUCUCUGACGUUGCGCAGGGCGUCGUGAACGCCAUCUUUGAGGAAAACAACGCGGGCGCAACCUACCAGGCUGUUGGGCCUCGUCGUUACGAGCUCGGCGAACUCGUGGACUACAUGUUCAGGAUCAUGAGACGGGAACCCAAGGAUGGCUACUUGCGUUAUGACAUGCGCUUCGACCCAUUCUUCCUGGCUAGAGUUCAAAUAAAUGAGACGUAUUCAAAGUACCCCCUGCUUUCGUGGGAGCGAUUAGAAAGGGAACACACGUCCGACGAAGUGGUAUACGAGUUUCCUACGCUAGAGGACCUGUCCGUGCCCCUGACACUCGUCGAAGAUCGCUUUCCAUACGAGCUCAAGUACUGGCGUGACCAGGCGUAUUAUGAUCCCGAUAUUGCCCAGUUUGAGCGUGUGAAGCCACCGCCAGUUGUCAUGGACUAGGUUCCAUUAGCAUGGGAUGGAGUUUAAAGUAGGCACUGUAUUCUGGUGCAGGAAAAUACAUUUUGAAGGGCGUUGUCUUCUUAAGCAUGUAGAUAGAUAAAACCGAGGUCGAGCUUCUGGAGAGGUGUAUGGUUACAGAAGGAUACAUGUCUCGUUGCAAGUUCUGCUCAUGUAAAUAAACUGAGUUUACGUGCUUACACAUGACGAUAUACAUGUGUCAAAAGUAAAAACAGUUUUCAAAUAC
This is a messenger RNA of Ornithodoros turicata, 1529 nucleotides long. It is a transcript of the gene ND-39, whose product is annotated as NADH dehydrogenase [ubiquinone] 1 alpha subcomplex subunit 9, mitochondrial-like. Lineage: Eukaryota; Metazoa; Arthropoda; Arachnida; Ixodida; Argasidae. Gene Ontology annotation, molecular function: protein-containing complex binding. Bases 71 to 1285 code for a protein of 404 amino acids. The record is from RefSeq and is a predicted model, not a curated record. The transcript has 11 exons. Gene Ontology annotation, cellular component: mitochondrion.